UUCAUUACUUCAUUCAUCCAUUUUCUUCUAACACAAGCAACUAAAUCAAUCCUCUCUUGUUGAAUCAGAUCACCAAAGCACAGCAGCAAAAUGGGUAUAUGCAAUUCUUGCGAAUCUACAUCAGUAGCUACAGCAAAAUUAAUACUACAAGACGGAAGAUUACAAGAAUUCUCUUAUCCUAUAAAAGCUUCAUAUCUCUUACAAAAAGAUCCAAAUAUCUUUAUUUGCAAUUCAGAUGAAAUGGAGUUUGGAGAUAUUGUAUCAGCCAUAAAAUCUGACGAAGAGCUUCAAUUGGGUCAACUGUAUUUUGCUUUGCCUUUGAACCGGCUGAAACGUAAGCUUAAGGCGGAAGAAAUGGCUGAGUUAGCAGUGAAGGCUAGUUCUGCAUUGAAUAGUAUUUGUGGUAAAGAGAAAUGUGGGUGUCGUAAUAAAGUUGAUUUAUUUUCAGGAGAGAAAGAUGGUGGGAAGUUAGGGAAGAAGGUGGCGGGUGGCGGUGGUUCGACGGUGGCUGAGGGGAGAAGAGGGAGGAGGAGUAGUGGUGGUGGCGGUGAUGGGCGGAGAGGGAAGUUCACGGCGAGGUUGAGUGCAAUACCUGAGUAGGAUAAAUUCUUGGGCAUUUUCUUUUUCUGAAACACUACUACAAAACUAGCAUUUUUUCUCCAAAAAUUUCUUUGGUCGCAAAAGUCAACAAAAAUAAAAUAGAAAUUAGUAGUGUUGGUGGUGGUGGUGAUGAACCGAAUUCGGUUGGAAAGAACUUGUUAUAACAAAUUAAAAGUAAUGGAAAUUAGACCCACAUUUUAAUAUUCACUAGAUUAGAAUCUGUUGAUGGGUGAAGCUUGAGAUUAGAGUGUUUAAACAAAAAUCUGAGUCUUUGGUCAAAGCUAGAACGAAGAGAAAUUCGGGUUACUGAUAAUCAGAAGACGAAAAGAAUAAAAGAUUUUUGAGAACGAUGAAAAAGCAGUAAAUAGCUUUGAAUUUCAGUAAAGUCUCAGUAAUCUUCCUCUUUACAGAUGUCGAGUCCUUCUCAUUUUAUAGUUGAUUCUAGGAGAAGGUGUAAUGUCUUUGUCUUAAUGAGGUAAUUAUGAGCAAUAAAUGACACUA
This is a messenger RNA of Nicotiana tabacum (common tobacco), 1101 nucleotides long. RefSeq lists its product as uncharacterized. The record is from RefSeq and is a predicted model, not a curated record. Lineage: Eukaryota; Viridiplantae; Streptophyta; Magnoliopsida; Solanales; Solanaceae.